UUCUUUAUUUCUUUUGCAAUUUUCAAGCUUUGGGAGGGCGAAUUGAGAUGGCGGAAGGAGAACUCAAUGUCGAUAGUGUUAUUUCCAGACUUCUAGACGGUAAAAAUAAACUAUUUCUCAUUAUUAGAUUCGUCUCAUACUCUCCCCUAACGCAUUAUCGUUCAUUUUAGCUCGAGGAAGGCCCGGCAAAAGUGUUCAGUUGACCGAAGCUGAGGUUCGUGGUUUGUGUCUCAAGUCAAGAGAAAUAUUUUUAAGCCAGCCGAUUCUGUUAGAACUCGAAGCCCCUCUGAAAAUAUGUGGUGAGUAGCGUUUUCAAAAAUAGAAAGGGAUGUACGUGUUAUGUUCAAAUGUUUCAUUUACUUGUAGUUAGGUUCGUUUUUUAAUAGUACUUUUUUAAACGAUAGAAAGGCGGCAUGUCGAAGGUGUCUGAGCAAGGCGCAAUAUUGUUUAUAGAGUCAAAUUUCUUUAUCUUGCCACUCAUGUAAAUGUAUUUAGUAUCAUAAUUUUUAAAGUGCCUCUUCAGCUUGACAUUUUGAAAGUUCUGGUAUGUUUGGGCUCAUAUUUUCUCAUUUGAAUUGUGAUACAAUACAAGUUGCCAAGUUUUUCUGUGGGAAUUGUUCGUAUUUAUAUGUCGAAAGGUAUAUGAAGGGGAGAAAAGAAUAGAUGGAUGAUUCCUACUAUUUAGGCCCUGUUUACACUAUACCGGAUUCGCUGGUCACGACAUCUUUUGCCGUUACGGAGCAAUGGUUAGUAGCAAAUGCUUAUUAGUUUGACAGAAUUGGCAUGUUUAUUUGGGUCUCUGAGAUUAAAAAUCUUCACAGCCUUUCGAUACCUACAAAAUUUGACCCACUCCGAUAGCAAUCCGGUAUAGUGUAAACGGGGCCUUAAUAAGUAUAUGUUAUUUACUGUCUGAGAGUUUUCCCGAGAUUUCAGAAACAGUCUGAGGGCACUAUCCUCCGAAGAGCUCUGUAUAACACAAAAGCUAGCUAUACCACAGAGGAGAGAUAUACAGGGAGGAAACUCAAACUGGAUAACCUCAAUUUUUGUGUCACACGUUCCAGACGCCACGCAAAAUUUCUCAGUCAGUGCCGUCGCUGAAAUGGGUCGUUCCAGAGAAGAUCCAUACUCCCCCACAGAGGAAAUUUCUGCCGUCUGGAGGGGGAGUGGAGAAAAAAUUGUUUCUGAUAGUAGUAAAUGUAUUAGGACAUCCGAAGGGGUUAGGGGAGUUAACUUCCUAUUUCCUCUGUGGGGGUGGUAUGGAUGUUUUCUGGAAUGACCCAAUUUCAUAGCAAAAGAUAGGGAAAAUGCCGUUCGAAAGGUGAAAAUCGUUUCUUUUUAAAAAUGAGAUACCCAUGGAAAUUUUGUUCAAUAAGUUCAUAUGGUAGAAAUAUAGAAACAGUAUCCUUAUCCCGAGCUGACAGUGUGAAGCGCCAUGCAAGGGCACUAAAUCAGCAGGGCUAAUUAUACCCGGGUAUGUGAAAACAUAUGCGAAGUGCAAAGUUGUCCUCCAUGUGCAAGUACAAGCUCUGUCUAUAAAAAAUAAAUUGUUUUUCAUUUUGAAAGGACAUAUUUUGCUGUUUUACAGCAAUUUUUUAUUUCAAGCCAUUCUUCACUCGAUAAUUCACUUUAAUGCAAGCUGGUAUGCAUGAAAUUGCAGUGAAUGUUAUCGUUCAUUAUAAAGCUAGCACAUGCAUCAGUUGUGUAUUUAUGUUUAGGAAUUUCAGAUGCUCGUGUAUAAAUAACAAAGCAGCAAAUGAUAUAAAUUUCUCAAAAUAUAACUCUUGCAUAAAAUAAACAUGAAUACUUCUAUAAUAUGUAUAGUUGUAUUCCUCUGCAUUAGGCAUAAAAAUAAAUACCAGACUGUGGUUCCGGUUUCCGACCGACCCUACUUUUUUUCUGCUGACCCAAUUAUUUUUUCAACGCGAUUGACUGUGCAAUCCUAUUUUCUCCAGGUGGUUGCGGGCUGCUCAUAUAGGUUGCCAAAAUGGCGUCUGUUGCCACACUAAUUAUUGAACCAACUUAGAACAUUCUGGUAUAGGCGCUAUAUAAAUGUUAGUAUUAUUAUUAUUAUUAUUAUUAUUAUUAUUAUUAAAUUGCAAGGAAAUAGGCAUCUCUAGUUAAUAUUGAUGUCGGGAUUCUACUGCAAAUCGCCCAGCAAAAAACUGCCAAAACCAUGAAAAAAAUAUUAAAAAAAAAAUUUAUUUCCGACCUACUGACCCUAAUUUUUUCACGAUAUGAAACCGGAACCACAGGUAUUUUUUUUUAUGCCUUAUCAAAAUUUAAUAAAAUAGGGAAUUAAUAUAAUUUUCUAUAGUUAACUUAAUAGACUUAAUAUAUCGGCAUGACAUAAUUUGCCGCGAGUUUCCUCUCUGUAUAUCUCUUCUCUGUGGCUAUACCGAGUAAAGCAUAAGUGUAAGGCAUUCAGGUAAUUGGUGAACAUGCACGGUGGAGAAAAGGAAGAAUGAUAAAAAGGCUCUGCCAAAUUAUGUGUUCAUAUUAUGUGUAUGGCGUCAAUUUAUAAAUUCUGUGAGGGCAUAAAAUUACUAAUUCGUCGAAAUUAAAGUCCUUGUGCAGGAAUAAAUAGUGUUUUUUCCAACGUAUUUCUCCUUAGAUGCAAACAACGGUAGCUUGGUUUUGUACAUUUCAUUUCCGGUGAAUGAACACUGAAAAUGCACCCGAUGGGGCGAUGGCACUUUGUUUUGUAUAUUUCAUUUCAUGUGAAUGAACACGGAUGCACACCGAUUACACUUUGUAUUGUACAUUUCAUUUCAGUGAAUACACAUCCAAUAUGAAUGAAACACGAUACAUUGUGAGAAAAUAGUUAAUGGGGAAAAGUAAAUAAAACGUUCUUUGAUAUAAUAAUAUAAAAUCAAACGCAAUGCACUUUCUCAUCAAAAAAAUGAAAAUCUUCCAGUGGACCCAGUUUGGAAAGCCCCUUAGCUACUUCAAAUGGGAAGAGUCCGUCAAACGGACAGUAUAUGGGCUAGAUAACACCCUGAAAAUAGCUGUGAAAAAAAAACACAUGAAAAGAUACAAGAAUACCAAAAACACAGUAAAAGGCAACAAAUACUCUGGGCUUGAAGGUGAUUGGCAAGAAAUUGCUUAUGAUCGACAGAAAGCAGGGUUUCCAAGUUCCUGAAAAGCAGGGAAAGUCAUGAUCGACUGCCGAUCGCCAUGAUCAGGAACUUUGGGAACAUUAUUUCAAGCCCUAACAACUGAACAUAAUUAAUUUAGAAAGUACCUUCAAUGCUUCUGAUAAAAAUUGCCAGGCAAUAGUUAGCAAAAUUCCACAAUUUUUUCUGCUAAGUUUGAUUUGCAUCAUUUAUAUUUAAGACAAACAUUUGCCCCCAGCACGGAUUUUCCGUUGGUGGUGCUCAAGGUAAAACGUUUUGUAAAUUAAGUUGACCAUGUAAUCUAUUUUUUAGUUCUCUAUUUCACUCUAUUAGUGCUUUUCAGUUAUUAGGGAGCUUUAGCAGCGACUACAAGUACGAGAUUUGAUCGCGUGCGAGGAAAUCACUUAAUCACCGUAGUUGUUCUCGUUUCCAUUCAAAUGUUGCUUUUAUAGUAAUAGACCCCUAAAAAUAUGCAAAUAAGUCAUAACAUUAAAAACAAGUCAGAUAUUGAAUAUUAUAUAAUACCUUAUUGAAUUCUGAUAGUUUAAUUGGCUGUUUAUGGUCACGUGAUAUUGAAUAGAAAAUUCCAUUUCCCAAGAGUACAAUGGAACACGUUCCAUUGCACUCUUUGCGAGUGCAAUUGUACUAUUUGUUUUAUUCCAUUGUUCUCUUUGUGUUUUCGAUAAAUCGCAUGCGUCAAAAUGCUUCUCAUACGAAUCUAUUAGUCUAUUUUGGUAUUAUAUAAAACAAAUAAUGAAUGUUUAUUCGUGCAAUGGUAAGAAUAUUUUCAUUCGUCGAGAGAUGGAAUGUUCGAUUUAACUCGGCUGUCGCCUCGUUGAAUGGAACAUUCCAUCUUUCACCUCAUGAAAAUAUUCUUACCAUUGCACGAAUAAACAUUCAUCGUUUGUAUACUAAUAGAUUAUUUGCGCCGGAUAAACGCAACAAAUUAUUUUUGUAAGACAAAAAAAAGUCUACUUUCUUUUGAAAAGUUGUGGUGAGGACUACGAGAUUUCUCCACAAUUUCGUACUCAGAUGGGCGACGGCUACGACUUUUUCGCGUCAUUACGGGAUGGCGUAAGCAUACAGUAUCAAGUAUGCGUUUCGCUUGACGAAUCUCGUACCCAUUAUUAUUAUUAUUAUUAUUAUUAUUCAAUGAAGUAUUCCCGGAGAGGGUUUUUCAAUACCUAUUUACAGAACGAAUUGAAAUAUUAAAAUUAAAAUUCCUAUUUAUAGCGUUUAUUUAAAAUCUAUUUGGCUAUGAGAUACGAAGUAUAAUUACAUAUUUAUCGUUUAUUUAAAACCAUUAAAUCUAUAAUAUCAGAAAAAGCAAUUAAUUGUUGUUUAGCAUCUUCUUCUUUAAUUCAGUUUUAAAACUUUUCCAAGGUAACUUUUUAAGGUCUUCAUCCAAGUCAUUCCAUAACUUCGCCGCUCUGUAAUAAAAGGUUCUUUGUCCUGAAACUGUUUUGUGUUGAGGGAUGUGUAGCGCUUUAUUAUUCCUUGUAUUUAGAUCGUGAAUUUCAUUUCUUUUUAUAAAUAAUUUGGACAGGUAUAAAGGUGGUGCUAAUCCGUUCAUACAUUUGUAUGUUACUCGUAGACCAUAGUUGCUGUUAAAGCUCCCUAUUACUGCUGAUUUUAAAACAUCUAUAACUGUGAAUGUAUACACUACAGACUGUAAUUCAGUGUGGACUAUUUUGGAUACACUUAUAUAAUGUGGACCAUUCAAUGUGGACUAUUUUUGGAUACAAUGUAUUAGUGCCUGUUUAUUACAUCAUUAUAUUAAUAACUUAUUAGUUUACAACUUUGUAAGACCUGUGGUUCCGGUUUCCCCACCGACCUAUUUUUUUCUGCCUAACCUAUUAUUUUUUUCAACGCGAUUGACCGUGCAAGCCUAUUUUCUCCGGCUGGUUGAGUGUCUGUAGUGUCGUCACGAUAAUUAUUGAACUAAAAUACCAAAUUGCCUAAAUUUACUUAACUCUUUAAGUGGCAAUGCACCCUGAUGCCCCCUACUUUAGUAUUUUACUCUGUCUAACGCCAGACAAUUUUAGUUGUCAAGUGGUCGCCACUCAAUGGGUUAAUAUUGAUGUUACAUCACCCCAUAUAAAUACACAUAUACUGCAUGUACAUGCAUUAAUUAUGAAAUCAUCUGUUUCUUUUGGGUAAAAUUAACAAUGAGAAUAACAAGGUAACAAGCAAAAUGACAGCAAAAAAUCCCAGGAGGGUGGAUUUGUCAAUCUGAAAUUUUGAUAAUUGUAAAUUUUAUACAUUCAUUACAGUAGACAGUGUAGACCUAACCUGCAGCAGUUGCAAAAAAUGCAACUACAGCCCCUCUGGCAUGAAUUGAUCUGGGGCCAUGUGAUUCCAGUGCGGCUCUAACCAGCUUUCGGUUUAGUUAGAGCUCGACAACUGGACUCUGUAGCUCGGUUGGUUAGCGCUUACAAUUCUUAUUCUGGCAUAUGUAAUAGAAUAAGCAUGUCCUAGAAAUUGCAUAAUUAACAUUCAGACAAAUGUGAUGACAUUUAUCCGGAGUAUUUUUUAACGUUAAUUUAGAGUCAGGGAUGUGAUAAUUUGUGUACUCGAUAUGCUACAUCUUUCUUUCCAGUCAAGUACCACUUAGGGUUCUUGUGUUCAAGAGUAUCGCUCUGGUUAACUUUUUACAUACCUUUUCCUGCCUAUUUAUUUAUUUAUUUAUUUAUUUAUAUAACUUCGCCAUUUAAUACAUUUCCACAAAAUGACAUGUAAACAAUACAAUACAAUACAAUACAAUACAAUACAAUACAAUACAAUACAAAAACAAUACAAUAUAACCCAAGACAGUACAGUAUAGUUCAGUACAGUACGCUACAUACAAAUAAUACAAUAUUGUGCAACAGAUGGCUGGGACACCACAACAGUUACUGUGAGCCCUUUUAACAUAUAGUAACUAGAAACAACAAUUUAUAACACUGUUCAAACUGCGACAAGAGUUACAGUUUGAAAACACAUAUUUCCACGUUUUUUGAUCCUCUGCAUCAUAACAACUAUGUAGGACUUCCAAAUAAUAGUUCCGCAGCAAUCUUCUAAAUGUACUUAAUAACAUAUUUGGCCGUCUUAAGUUUGUUGGAAGACAGUUCCAAACUCUUCUGGCUCGGGUAAAAUAAGAUUUUUGGAAGGUGAUAGUCCUGGUACUGGAUGAUCGGGUUACUCGGGUACGAAUAAUAGGUUGAGGGAGAACAUCUAGAUACGUCGAUCAUAGUGAAGAUUUUUAAUCCAAAAAUCUUUUUCACUCUAGAAACCCCUAUAUUUUAGCAUCUGGAUAUAAUUAUAGAGCUAUACUCCCAAUUCAUCAUAACAAUCCUGCACAACAUGAUGGAUUCAUUUGUAUAUACUAAUCUUGUCACUAUAUAAUAGGCGAUUAAUCAGUUUUACAUCGCGCACUUUUACUGCGCAGAUUUAAUAACAAAUUCUAUCUAAUGUAUGUAGUUGAACUGCAAUGUAGAGUGAUAAAGAAAGAGUAAGGGCAAAGAGAAAAACACUCUGUAUUGAUCAGGCGUUCUUCAGGAAAUAAAAAAUGACACAACUCUAGCUAGGGCUCCCUGUGCAACAUGUUGCAUGUUUAACCCUUGUAUUUCUUUAAGAAGAUCUGUGACCCUACUUUUUAUUUUAUAUUUUUGUUCUUCUAUACGUUUUACAUCCAGGGCCUCCCUAUAGUAGAAAAAAACUAUAUUUACGAUUUUUACAAUAAAAAAAUCAUGUAUACGGCCCUAUUUACAUAAUUUCUACAACAUAUAAUAUUUUACCUUUUUCGUGCAUGCUUCAAUAACAUGUCUGAGAUGAUGGGAAAAGUCAUCUUUGCACCACAACAAUCCACGUCAAUAGUUUUUGAUUUGCUAGUAAAGACACCAUGUUUUCUUGUAUAUAAUCAACAGAUAGACAUUAGUAGGAUCUUAUUGAAAACAUCAAUAACGAUUGAGCAAUUGCGAUUGUUCCUGUAACUCGUAAAAGGGUCAAGAUGGCGCCAUAUGGGGGAAAAGAGGAGGCAUAUUACAUUUGUCAUAUCUUAGAAACGAGUUCGGUGACCCCAACUUUUUUUCUGUUUUUACUAUAUAUGAGCAUAUCAUAAACUUCGCCAAUUAGGAAGUUUCAGCAAAUUCUCAUUUCCAGAACAAUCACUGAUGUAUCACCUUAAGUUUUCCCGAUGUUUGUAUAGGUAAUAGCAUGGUUUCGAGUGCAAUUUGGAUAUAACAUGCACGACAUGGCUUGAAUUUUAUCGCGGCAAUUGCCGUAGAGGGGGCACAAAAUGCCGUGAAUCAUUGCGGCAACGACGGCAAUUUCUUGCCCUAUAUAGCAUAAUUUUUAUACCAUUCACUGUGCAUUACUAUUUUGAUACUACAAUUCAGAUGUUGAUCAAAUCAUGCGUAAACUAUUUUAGUCUCAGUUUUCUUCGAGAAAAAUCCACUAAAGAGAUACGUAAACAUGUUUCUAGCUUGUCAGCAAUCCAAAGUAACAAUAAAGUUAAAUUUUUAUUACAGUAAUUUGAAAAAAUGCCGUGGAAACUGCCAAAAUUGCCGUGGACACUUGUUGUGUUCUACGGCAAUUUUUCAGGGAAAUUCGAGGCCUGAUGCACGAGUGAGUUUUUCAAAGACCUCAAAAAGUUUGAGUUUUUCAAAGACCUGUUUGGGAUUAACUGCACUGAAAUCAACCAAUCACAGUCGAGUAAUAUUUUUAUGUAUAUUAUUAUUAAAGUACCGUUAUAACAUGUUUAGUCAAAUGUGAACUAAACAUUGUCAUUCCACAUGCAUGUGAACUGCGCAUGCACGAGGAAGGUCGCGAUCUAUAACCUCAAGUAAAACAAUAAUUUCCUUGAUUCUCGUGCAUCACUACAUUUUGAAAAUGUCGAAGGGGCGGGAGGUUUAUAUUUUAUAUAAUUUACUUAUUUAUCAGUAAAUAAAAAUAAUUCUUAAUAUUUAAUAUUUCUGUGAUUUCCGAAGUGAAGGGCGACUGUCAUAAACCGAAAUAAACAUAACUCUGACACAGUUUUGUCAUCUCCAACGUAUCUUCAAGGAACAAUAACUUAAAACGCAAUGAAAUUUAAAAUGCAAUGAACUUUCUUGCACUUGCAGGCAGUUUAAAAUUACACUAAUAUACCGUUCCUCUACAUCAAUGGCUUACAUCACCAUAGAUAAGUAGAAGGGAGUUGCCCUGCUUGAGCGGUCUUCCAACAGACACAAUACAGUAACAAGUAAAAUGUUCUUUUAAGGUGAUAUACAUGGGCAGUACACAGAUCUACUUCGACUCUUUGAGUAUGGUGGAUUCCCUCCUGAAGCUAACUAUCUCUUUCUUGGGGACUAUGUUGACAGAGGCAAACAGUCGUUAGAAACGAUAUGUUUGUUACUAGCCUACAAAGUGAAAUACCCGGAAAACUUUUUUCUGCUUCGAGGCAACCAUGAAUGUGCCAGUAUUAAUCGUAUAUAUGGAUUUUAUGACGAAUGUAAGUGACUUGUUGUUAAUAGUGUGUGCCAGAAAGAUCUGCCAUAAUUUUCCUGGCAUCCCCAUUGUGACCGCCACUGGAGAGUACCAGAAGAAAACCUGCAGUGUUUUGUAGAGACUAUUCUCACAAUUCCAGUUACUGGAUGUCUUGUGCAGGCAGUUCUGUAACUUUACUUUUUUGACCACUUGCAUGAAAAUCAGUUGCCCUGAAUAAAAUUUACUUGCCAUCACACAUGCAAUGACCACUGGGGUACCUAGGUGGGGGGGGGGGUAAAUUAAGGGGACAGUAGAGGGUAUAAAUUAAGGGGAAUUACUGCCUCAGAUCUAGCUUUGGCCCACAAAAAAUAUAAUUUGUAUCAAGUACAUGCACUAUAAAAAAAAUUAUAUCCGACAAUGAAAACAUAAACUUAAAGAUGCCCAGCUUUUUGUGGCAAGGCAACUUGCUCAAUUGGGCAAGCAAGAUGAAACGUUUACUUGCCCGUCAUGAUAUUCAUUUGCCCCGUGGAAGCGGGCGAGUGUUAAGUUACACCUUCAUGUGUAGGAAUGAUACCACUGGGCCACUAACGUCAAAGGCACAUGCCACCAGCAUCUCCGAUAUCUAAAUGUACAUCUGAUUAUUUAUGUUCAUUUCACGUUCUAGGCAAGAGAAGAUACAAUAUUAAACUAUGGAAGACUUUCACAGAUUGCUUCAACUGUCUUCCAAUUGCAGCAAUUGUUGAUGAGAAAAUAUUUUGCUGUCAUGGAGGUGAGUGCAUUUGGAAGUCCUACAUAUAGGAUGACAGUCGCUUAAAGCACGGUUAGCUUAAAGUAACUUACUUUAUGUUAUUAUAUACCAAACAGAGGACAAUAUAGUUAAUAUGCUUUUAAAUUUUAAGAAAAAUUAUAUCCUUUGCGGGAUGUAUGAUCAAUCCAUUCUUUAAAAAAACUGAUUGCUAUAUGUGUCUGGACAAAGGGGAGCAUGUAAAAUAUAUUCACAUAUUGUUAGCUUUUGGAGUUGUCCCUUUUCAAAUAUUUCUAUUUAAGGUGGCUCGAUAUAUUAAUCCUCUCUAAGAGCUAGGCUCGUCAAGAGAGAUGUCAACGUAUUAAACGCACAAAUUGAGUACAUCAUGUUUAAAUAAAGAAUUAGAAGCAAAUAGAAAAAGGAAAUAUGGGUAGUUAAGCUUAUCAAAAUAAACCCCAAAAUCUGAAGAUAAGAUUCUAAUAUUCAGUUAAUUAAACAAGUAAAUCAUCAAGAUUUCAUUUUCUUCAUAACCGAUUAUUUCUAAACCAUGUAGAAUCAUGAUCUUCGGAUAAGCUUAACCAUGAAGCAACUUAGCAGCAUAUUGAGGACAUGCAGUGCAAAAAAUAUGUUUAAUCAGGGUUCGUAGCGGUCUUUGAAAUCCUUGAAAGUCUUUAAAUUUGAAUGCAGGUCUUUAAGGUCUUUGAAAAGUCUUUGAAUUAUGUGAAAAAAGUCUUUAAAUUCUUUAGUGAGUAUGAGAUUAUACGAUUUCCUAGCUAAUAAAAUAGAUUGAUUGAAGCAAGAUUUUCGCAAAUAUCGACGAAAAGGCGUAUUUUAGGAUGGGAUUUGACGGGACUAAUAUUGGGUAAAGAUGGUGCUUACACUUCGCAAUUUUUCGACAGCUGAUUGCUCUCAAAGGUCUUUGAAAAGUCUUUGAAAAUAGGCAGAAAAAAUCUUUGAAUUUUUUUGGUCUUGGAGACUACGAACCCUGUUAAUUGUAGAGUUUUAAUUGUUUCCAUGCACUAUUCCCCAUGACUUGUAUCUCGCGUCAUUGUGCGCGUUUCAUAUCGUGUUGCAUGUCCGUGCUGACGUCUAUCUGAUAUAUUCGGCACUUAAACUUGCUGUCCGUUGUGUGGAGGUGUCUCUUGUACAGAACGUUCGUUAAUACAGGUUCCAUAAUCUUGUACCAUUCAGGCCUCUCACCAGACUUGCAAUCAAUGGAACAGAUCCGGCGAAUCAUGAGACCAACAGAUGUGCCUGAUACAGGCUUGCUGUGUGAUUUAUUAUGGUCAGACCCAGAUAAAGACACAAAUGGCUGGGGUGAGAAUGAUCGUGGUGUUUCGUUCACGUUUGGCUCUGAUAUGGUCAGCAAGUUUCUCAACAGACACGAUCUGGAUCUAAUAUGCAGAGCACACCAGGUGAUUACCGCAUAAUGACACUCAUUACAGUGUAUGCAUUAUCUGAAGAUAACACACUCACCCGUUAAGACAAACGUUCAAAUUCCCUUGGAGAAAUCCCAUUGACGUCAUCUACCAGAAAGAAACUUGGUAUUAAUGAUUAACUGGGAUCGGGUUUUAGGUUUAAUGUUUUCACACAAGUGUAGAUGUUCCAUGUUAUUCAUAUUGUUAUAAUCGAGUCCCUUAUUUUAGGUGUGAUAUUUCACCUGCCAUGAUAGUGAUAUGUCCUCCAUGACAUUUACCGUAUUACAGUACGCCACUCUGUUUUUGGGCAGGAUGGAAAGUCAUAGAAUAUAUCGUAUCUGCCAAUGUCUGCCCUUAGAACAUGUAUUCUAAAGGUUUUUAAACCAGUCUCACUUGUCAGCGUGAGGUGGUUCUUGUAUUUUAAGUGCUUAAAGGACAUUGGCAAUAAAUGAGUUUAGAAAGAACUCUUAAAGCUAUAUAUUAAACUCUAUUACAAAUUGUUUAUAUCUUGUUUAGUUUUCAAAAAUUUUCGACUGAAAAAAGUGAGCUCUUCGCCGUCUUGGAUUAUGUGGUAUGAAUGUUACGUCAAGAGAGGGGUCUUUUUUAUCUGGAGAGUAUAAGCGAUCAACAUGGGUCCAAAUCUUCGUUUCUGGUUGCGAUAUGAAAUUUAGAAAUGAUUAAAAGUCCUCAAAACCAUAGUGAACGAGAUCAAGAAUUAGUCCAAGAUGGCGGACAGCUCAUUAAUUUCGGUCUAAAUAUUUCGAGAACUAAGCAAGAUCUGACAAAUCCGUAUAAUCGAGUUUAAUAUAUAAUUUUAAGAGUUCAAACUAAUUUUUUAUUGCCAGCUCACUGGUUCUUUUAUGCGUGUUUUUACUAUACAAAUCCACUCAUACAAAUAUAGACCCGACAAAGGUCGCGAGUUCGAUUCCCACCGUGGCCAAGCAAACGUUCCGAAAUAUCAUCAACUCGAACCGACUUGACCACGUAGCUCAGUUGGCAGAGCAUUGGACUAGUAUCCCAAAGGUCGCGGCUUCCAUUCCCAUGCACCAUGACCAAGCAAACUUUUCAACUUGCACGGUGUGGAUGCAUACUCAGAGUAACAUCACAAACAUAUUCGAUUCACCUGAGUACAUAACACACACACAAAAAUAAGAACUACAGUUAGUAAAAACCAGGUAAAACGUGUACGGCAAUUAUAGGGCGUGCUGUUCAUACUUUUAAUGUUUUUAGGUCGUUGAAGACGGUUACGAGUUCUUUGCAAAACGACAAUUGGUAACAUUAUUUUCAGCGCCGAAUUACUGUGGGGAAUUUGACAAUGCUGGUGGCAUGAUGAGCGUUGAUGAAACGCUGAUGUGUUCUUUUCAGGUAAGAUUUUUAGAAACAUUAGUUUUCUCUGUACUAAGCCCCGGUCGAACGCGAAGAUGAGAGUUGGUAAGCGAGAGUUCGCACAAGCAACUCUCGUAAACCGGUCGAACCCCGAACGAAUUAAGAUGAGAGUUAUUGAGAGUUGAGACUGCAUGGAUGUUGAAGUCGACACAGCAGCGGCCAAGAGAUACCCGAAGAUGCGAGACAAAGAAUUUUUCGUUGUUUUCUGCAGUGUCACAAUAAUAUGAAACUAUAGUUUUCAUAUCACUGACUGGAUUUUACCGCGCGUUUAUCAAAAUUUCAUGAGAGUGCAAUCCAUGCAUAAGAGUCGAACACUGGAGAGUUGACGAGAAUUGCAAUUCCACCAUCUCUCAUCUUUUGAUCACGGCUUUAUGUUCACAUGUGUAAUGUUUUUUUCAUAAUAAUUCUGGUGUAAGCAUUAUGUGAAUGCAUUUGGUUAAUUCUAGAGUUUUGUUUGUUACCGAAUAUUAUUUCUAUUUAAUUUAAAACCGAAUAAAGAAGCAUAUUCGACCUUUGAUAUAAAAAGGCGAUUGCGGCUUACAGAUGGAAACUUUGCUAAAUAGAUAUACGUGGUGUUUACACAAAACAAACAUACGUACUACUAUAUUUCACCAUUCAAACAUACAAGAAACAUGUAGAUGCUCGACGACAAAUGGUUACAAUUUUCCUCAUUCCAGGCUAAUUGUGGUUUCAUUAUUUGCGUUAGGCCCUGUUCACAUGAACUCGGGACAGCGUUAUGUUUCAGGGCAAGCAAUUGUCGCGGGAAAAAAAUUGUCUUGGCCUCUUAAGGCCAUGUUACACGGUGCAAUUUUUCUUGCAACUUGCAAUGCAAUUCUACUCUUGAGAGAUCUUAAUUAGUGAAAUCUGUGAAGAAUUUUCGAUAUAUUGAGAAAACAUCAGCGGAGUGUAAUGAAGACUCGUAUUUGGUAAUUUUACAUCUCUCAAGAGUAGAAUUGCAUUGCAAGUUCAAGAAAAAUUGCACCGUGUAACAUGACCUUUAGUAAAAGAAUAGUGCUGUUCACAUGAUAUUUUACUUGUCCCGGGGCGAGAAUUGGCUCCGGGUGACUCGCCUCUGUAUACAGGGACACUCGCCAGCUGGGACAACUUUUCCUCAUGUGAACACUUUGCUCCGGGGCAACUUUGUCCCGGGAUAAUUGAAUGUUUGGUGAAACGAUCUAAAUCGUUAUUUAAUUGGAGAUAUCAUUGGAAAUCUAAUAAAAUUGUCGCUGAUAUCAUGUUUGAAACCAAGAAAAUGCAGUAUGCUACUCAGAAAAAUUUGAUCUGAACUACCAGAAACAAUGAAUUGAGCACAUUCUACUACGGCUAAUAAUCAACUUUUGCACAAGUGAAUAUAACAAAUUUGACGUAUUAAGUGCUGUUUUUAAACGAGCUGGAGUGUUUUCCUAAGUUUAACAAUUAUUCGCCUUAGGCUCGGUGAUUAUCAGAGAAUAUUCACCUCGACUUCGUCUCGGAAUAUUCCCCGAUAAUCGUCGCCCUUCGGCGAAUAAUUGUUAAAUGUUCUAUUUGUAAAUAUCAUAACAUAUUAAAAUACGACUUGCGUUUAUCAGAAUUAGGGGUGCACCGGAACCAGUUUUUUAAGUUCCAGCCGGAACUGGAAAAAAGUUCCGGCCGGAACCGGAACUAAUUUAUUAAGCCAUAUAUGGUCAUAUGUUACUUUGUCCGCUGCCAGACAGGCAGACACUUCAAGUCAUCAAGGAGAGAGCUCGCAAAUGUUAGAAUAAAAAGAUUAAGACAAGCGUUAAACGUCAUAAUGAAGUGUUAAUAGUGUACAUUUCCCUUGCGUAGUCCAAAUUUCUUCCUACUGUGACCUUUUGUUAGACACAAAAACGUUUGAUAUUCUAUCUCUCUGAAAACGACAGAGUUCCGGUUCCGGCCAUGCUUUUUUUACUAGUUCCGGCCGGAACCGGAACUCUAAAAAAUCGGGGUCCCGGCCGGAACCGGAACUCUAAAAAAUCGGGGUCCCGGCCGGAACCGAGUUCCGGUGCACCCCUAAUCAGAAUGUUUUUUUAUUUAGCAAUAUUUCACCGUUUCACAUUGGCGAGAAUAUUUUAUGAUUCACGCGUAAUGUAUUUAUAAGCACAGGGCUCAAAAUAACGGCCGGUAACGGAAAGUGAUCUUGACCGGUCACUUUUUUUCCUCACCGGUCAUUUUGACCGGUCACAUUUUCAUGCCUUCCAAUGUGAUUGCUGAACUCUUGAAUUGAAACAUAAAACUAUGAUGUAUCGAAACAAGUUUCUAGUAGUUUGUUUCAUUGUUAGUGUAUCAAUUACCGGAUGUCAAUGCCUAUCUUCUUCUCCCACUGAAAACCCGAGCAGUUUUCGCGCAUGCUCAGUCAAUUUUACCUCCUGUUGUCAUUCGUAAUUUGCAACAUUUGCACAAGCGUACAAACUGUACGAUUGCGGGAGGGGUUAAGGGGCGGACCAUUUGACUUUUGAAGGGGGGGGGGGGUUGGAAGAUUCAGACCGUGUAAGACUUUUUUCUGCCCAGGCGAACAAGACAGAUAUUUUUUUCCUGUAAAAGUGCAGUGUAAGAUAUUUUUUUCUAAUGUAUUUCGCGGCAGGAUUUUUUUCCCCUCUCAUAAUAACGGCUUGCAGUAACUUAAGGUUUUCAUAUUGCUAUCGUCAGAGACGUAGCUGGGUUUUUCAGUCAAGAGGCCGAGAAAAUCCCAAGAGGGGCCGAGAAAAUCCCAAGAGGCGCCAAGGAAUUUUCACUGUUCUUUAUUUUUUAUGGUUAUGUCUUACUGUUCCCCACACUAAAGCGUGCAGGUUUGCUUACAAAAAAGUGUAUAACUGCACCAAGACCUAAAUCAUGCAGGGAUAGAGUAGAGUAUAGGAGGAGUAUAUGAACCUUGGGGGUUUAAAAAUUUGAACCUCUGAAAUGCUAUUUCCUGCGUUUUGAGCCAUGGAUUCGUCCAACAACUUUAUUAAUACAAAUAAACUUAUUUAUUUUGAAUUUUAUUUAGGUUUCGCUGGCGAAUGCGCCCCAACCUUGUCAAUAACAUUGUAUUUGGUACGCCGUUUGAAUCACUGCCGUUCUUGUGUCGCAUCUAAUACAAUUAAGUUCGGCACAUUUACGGCGUCUGAAACGGCCCUAAGAGUUACAUGUAGGAUUUUUUUGAGCGCUCUCUUUCGCAGGAUAUUUUUUUUCUCGAUUGUAUGCUGCAUGAUUUUUUCCCCUUCUCCGUGGGUUGCAGGAAAUUUUUUUCUAAGUCCUCCAACCCCCUCAAAAGUCAAAUGGUCCGCCCCUCAGACUAAUAUGUUUCCUUUUAAAAUGUUGAUUAGACUCAUCAUCAUGAUUCCUGGGAUUCUACAUUUUCGUAGUGUACGCUCCGCUGGUGUCGAAAAAAGAUUGCACUCUUUUCGCUGGUGAAAAUGUUUAGAAUUAUCAACCUCGUACCCAGGCUCUUUCCACUGCAGUGGAAAGAGCCUGGGUACGAGGUUGGAGAAUUAUGGGGACAUUCAUAACUCAUCUCGUUCACAUGUAUCAGAAGAAGAAAAUCGCAGUACAAAUUGCAAGUGUAAAUGGGACUUAAUAUUUCCUUUUUUCCUCAGAUUUUAAAGCCAUCAGAGAAGAAAGCGAAAUACCAAUAUGGUGGUCUCAAUUCUGGUCGGCCUGUUACACCUCCGAGAGGUGGAGCUCCACAGCAAAACAAGAAGGGCAAAAAGUAGAUGGUGCUUCGAGUCGGAACUUUGCUGUCUACAGCAUUCUUGUACCAUAACAAACUUGUCUAGCUCAGACCUCUUCAACAAAACAAGAAACAUAUGAUAAAUUAGUUUGUAAAAUAACAGGGGAAUGCAUUCGUACUCCAGGGUAUAUACACCUUCCAGAUUUUAAUCUAAUUUGCAUGUUUUGAAUACUGACAAUCAUGUUAUAUUUGUGUCCAGACUGUCCAGUGUAUGUAAAUCUCA
Molecule: messenger RNA, 16033 nt
Organism: Paramuricea clavata
Lineage: Eukaryota; Metazoa; Cnidaria; Anthozoa; Malacalcyonacea; Plexauridae
Source: the annotation of a GenBank genome assembly